AUGGAAUCAUGCAAGCAAGCAAGUGAAUUAGCUAAUAAUAUCGUAUACAAUGCUAUUCUCAUUGCUGCAAUUAUCACUUCAGCGACAGCAAUUAUUGUUGAAAUUUGGGUAAUAUUUAAAACAUCAAAUCGUAUUUUACUCCAUCAAAAUGCUCGAAUUUUGAUUAUCACACAUCAGUUAUGGCUCAUUCUUCACUGUGUUGCAAGCUCGACAAUUUUGAAUGCAUCAAAUUAA
Brugia malayi is the source of this 234-nucleotide messenger RNA. RefSeq lists its product as uncharacterized. The coding region runs from base 1 to 234 and encodes 77 amino acids. Lineage: Eukaryota; Metazoa; Nematoda; Chromadorea; Rhabditida; Onchocercidae. The transcript has 2 exons. The record is from RefSeq and is a predicted model, not a curated record.